Molecule: messenger RNA, 2779 nt
Organism: Monodelphis domestica (gray short-tailed opossum)
Lineage: Eukaryota; Metazoa; Chordata; Mammalia; Didelphimorphia; Didelphidae
Gene: SQLE
Product: squalene epoxidase
Biological process (GO): cholesterol metabolic process; sterol biosynthetic process
Cellular component (GO): endoplasmic reticulum; membrane
Molecular function (GO): squalene monooxygenase activity; flavin adenine dinucleotide binding
Source: RefSeq, a predicted model, not a curated record
GUAGCCACCAAGCCCCGCCCCCGACCCUUCGUUACUCUGGUUACGGCGAAGCUCCUCCAGUCUGCUUCUCCACCGUCUCCGCCCAAACCAACGAAAGAGAGGACUUGCAGCAAGGCAAGUCUUUAACCCUCCGGCUGUACCCCACCGACGGUAAAAGCUCCGCUUGGUCCUAGACCGGAAUGGUCCAGCGUGAGCGAGCCCCGCCGCCCCUAGCCCUUCAGGUGUUCCGAUUCUCCUGGUGACUUCCCCUGAAUACCUCGGAGCCUGAGCAAGGCGGUGAUGCUCGAACAGUGGUGUCCUCAUUCCAGAGGCCCAGCACGCCCACAGCCAUUGCCCAGCCGGUGCGUGGCCAGCACUCUAAGCCGAGGCGUCCUCCUUAGGUAGGGCGAAGAGCUCGCGUGUGUCGGGCUCCCACGCAGCGCCACGGACAUCCUACCCGCUCCACCACACCUGAACUCGAAGGACCGCUGUCUGAUGCUGCUGAUACUCAGGGCUGCGAGGACACUUUAUUGUCUGUUUUUAUGUCUCUAGCUUUUCUACAAACUGUAACGUCGUGCAUGGGAGCUUGGGACCCUCGGGCUACUAGGACACUUGGCUGGAGCUCUGUCAGUAACACUCUUUGGUUUUGACAGGCAAUUUAACGGGCCGAACACGCUGCUGAUAGGGAGAAAGAAGUUUCACUGCGACCACUUUCCCCCAAACUACUGUCUACCAUGUGGACUUUUCUGGGCAUUGCCACUUUCACCUAUUUUUAUAAGAAAUGUGGGGAUUUUGUAUCUUAUGCCAACAAGGAGCUGUUCUUGUGCGUGCUGGUCUUUUUUUCUUUGGGCAUGGUGCUGUCUUACCGAUACCAUUAUCGGAAUGGAGGACUUCAUAGGCAACAACAAAAAAAGUCCCAAUAUGGGAUUUUGUCUGAUAUUCUUUUGUCUUUGCCGUUUGUUGGAUUUUUCUGGACAAAAUCGCCAUCCGGGGCAGCACACAAGGAGCAACUAAAAUCCAGGAAGGGCAAAAAGGAAGUUGAUGCUCCAGAGACAACCCUAUUGGGAACAGUUUCAUCAGUGACUUCUGAGUAUGACCCAGAAGUUAUUAUUGUGGGGUCAGGUGUACUUGGAUCUGCUUUGGCUGCAGUACUAGCUAGAGAUGGAAGAAAGGUGACAGUAAUUGAGAGAGAUUUAAAAGAGCCAGACAGGAUACUUGGAGAAUUGCUACAGCCAGGAGGGUUUUGUGCUCUUAAGGAUCUGGGUCUUGAAGGUGUGGUGGAAGGCCUUGAUGCCCAUGUUGUCAAUGGUUAUGUCAUUCAUAACCAGGGGUGCAGAGAGGAAGUCGAAGUGCCAUUCCCUCGCUCAGCAGACAGUCGGGUGCAGAGUGGCCGAGCAUUUCAUCAUGGACGCUUCAUCAUGAAUCUCCGAAGGGCAGCUAUGGCAGAACCCAAUACAAAGUACAUUGAAGGAGUUGUGUUGAAACUGUUGGAGGAGGAGGAUGUUGUGGUGGGAGUUCAGUACAAAGAUAAAGAAACUGGAGACAUCAAGGAACUCCGUGCACCAUUGACAGUUGUUGCAGAUGGGCUUUUCUCCAAGUUCAGGAAAAAUUUGGUCUCCAAUAAAGUGUCGAUCACAUCCCAUUUUGUUGGCUUCCUUAUGAAGGAUGCACCACAAUUUAAAGCAAAUUUUGCUGAACUCAUUUUAGCAGAUCCUAGUCCAGUGCUCAUCUACCAGAUUUCAUCCAAUGAAACUCGGGUUCUUGUUGAUAUCCGUGGAGAAAUGCCAAGAGAUUUAAGAGAUUAUAUGAUAGAGAAAGUUUAUCCACAGUUGCCUGAUCACAUAAGAGAACCGUUCCUAGAGGGAAUUCAGAAUGAUCGCUUGAGGUCUAUGCCUGCAAGUUUCCUUCCUCCUUCACCAGUAAACAAACGAGGUGUUCUUCUUUUGGGAGAUGCCUAUAAUAUACGACAUCCUCUUACCGGUGGGGGAAUGAGUGUUGUUUUCAAUGAUAUAAAAAUCUGGAGGAAGUUGCUGAAGAGCAUCCCUGAUCUUUAUGAUGAGAGAGCGCUUCUCCAGGCCCAAAAUUCAUUCUAUCGGUCAAGAAGAAAAUCUCAUUCAUUUGUUGUGAAUGUUCUUGCUCAGGCUCUUUAUGAAUUAUUUUCUGCCUCAGAUGCAUCUCUGCAUCAGUUAAGAAGAGCCUGUUUUUUUUACUUCAAGCUUGGUGGAAACUGUAUUUCUGGUCCAGUUGGAUUGCUUUCUGUAUUGUCACCUAAUCCCAUGACUCUCAUUGGACAUUUCUUUGCUGUUGCAUUAUAUGCUGUUUACUUUUGUUUUAAGUCAGAACCCUGGAUUACAAAACCACGAGCCUUCUUCAGUAGUGGUGCUGUCUUUUACAAAGCUUGCUGUGUCAUAUUUCCUCUCAUUUAUUCAGAAAUUAAAUACUUACAUUAAAGUUAAGGGAAGACCAUUGGAGAAGGAAUGAAUACACGAAACUUGCCAAGCCUUAAGAGACUUUUGGGAUGACAUGUACUACUGAAUGCCAUACUGUUACUAAAACAGAGACACAUGGAUCCAAGAUGGGGAUUAAUUUGUUUUUGAUCUUCUUUGUAUGUAAACUGUUGUAAAGAAAUGUUUUACUUUGUGAUUAAAAUGAAGACUGUUAGAUAUCUGAGAAAUGCUUGUUAAAUCACAAAUCAGUUUGAAGUCCUAAUAGUGAGAACAUGUUUUCUUUUGGGAUCCAUUAUGUUUCGUAUGUGAAAAAGUUGGUGAUGCAAAUAAACUAAAUGAUCAUUGAAAUCUUA